Messenger RNA from Hevea brasiliensis (rubber tree), 2329 nucleotides. Its product is annotated as boron transporter 4. NCBI's taxonomy places the organism in Eukaryota, Viridiplantae, Streptophyta, Magnoliopsida, Malpighiales, Euphorbiaceae. The transcript has 14 exons. Gene Ontology annotation, cellular component: plasma membrane. The coding region runs from base 126 to 2135 and encodes 669 amino acids. Gene Ontology annotation, molecular function: solute:inorganic anion antiporter activity. The record is from RefSeq and is a predicted model, not a curated record. Gene Ontology annotation, biological process: monoatomic anion transport; monoatomic ion homeostasis; transmembrane transport.
UGUACAUAUAAAGGAACAGAGAGCCCUCCUCUUCUGCACCCGGAGGGGCGGAUAAAUAUUUCGCAUUUCAUUCCACAUCUUUCUUUGGCUCUGUUUUCCACCGCAAUUCCCGUCAAAUUCUCGAGAUGGAGCACGUAAGAACUCCAUUUAGAGGCAUCAUAAACGAUUUUAGAGGAAGAGCAGCUUGUUAUAAACAAGAUUGGAUUGGUGGCGUCCGCUCAGGACUCGGGAUAUUAGCACCAACAACCUAUAUCUUCUUCGCUUCUGCUCUUCCUGUCAUUGCCUUCGGCGAGCAACUUAAUAGAGACACAGAUGGAAGUUUAAGCACAGUUGAAACAUUAGCUUCUACUGCUCUUUGCGGUAUCAUACACUCAAUACUUGGUGGGCAACCUUUGUUGAUAUUGGGAGUUGCAGAACCCACUGUUAUUAUGUACACUUAUUUGUACAAUUUUGCUAAAGGAAAGGAAGACUUGGGACAGAAGCUUUUCUUGGCUUGGGCCGGAUGGGUAUGUGUCUGGACAGCCCUUUUGCUGCUGCUUCUUGCAAUAUUCAAUGCUUGCACUGUAAUCAAUAGAUUUACUAGGAUUGCAGGCGAACUUUUUGGCAUGUUGAUUACUGUUCUAUUCAUUCAAGAGGCCAUUAAAGGAAUGGUGAGUGAGUUCAAUAUUCCCAAAGCUGAAGAUCCAAAGCUAGAGAAGUAUCAAUUUCCGUGGCUUUACACAAAUGGAUUGUUGGGUAUAAUAUUCACUUCUGGCCUUCUUUACACUGCCUUGAAGAGCAGAAAGGCAAGAUCAUGGUGGUAUGGCACAGGGUGGUUUAGAAGUUUCAUUGCAGACUAUGGGGUUCCUUUAAUGGUGGUGAUAUGGACAGCACUUUCAUUUAGUGUACCGAGCAAAGUUCCUUCUGGAGUUCCUAGAAGGCUCUUCAGCCCUCUUCCCUGGGAGUCUGCAUCCUUGCACCACUGGACUGUAAUCAAGGAUAUGGGAAAUGUGCCUCCAGCAUACAUCUUUGCUGCCCUUAUUCCUGCUCUGAUGAUAGCAGGGCUCUACUUUUUCGACCAUAGCGUUGCAUCGCAGCUGGCACAACAGAAGGAAUUCAAUCUUAAAAAUCCAUCUUCUUACCAUUAUGACAUCUUGUUGCUGGGGUUCAUGACUUUACUUUGUGGAUUGCUUGGACUACCUCCUUCUAAUGGGGUCCUGCCCCAGUCUCCUAUGCACACAAAGAGUCUUGCCGUUCUCAAAAGACAGUUGAUAAGAAGGAAGAUGGUGGAGAGUGCUAAGGAAAGCAUCAAGCAGAAAGCUAGCAACUCUGAAAUAUACGGGAAGAUGCAAGCUGUGUUCCUUGAGAUUGACAGCAGUCCAGCAAUUACAGUAGCUAAAGAGCUGAAAGACUUGAAGGAGGCAGUCAUGAAUGGGGAGAACAAGGGAGAAAAUCCAAAGGAUUCGUUUGAUCCUGAGAAGCACAUUGAUGCCUACUUACCUGUCAGAGUUAAUGAGCAAAGAGUGAGCAAUUUGUUGCAGUCACUUCUUGUGGCAGCAUCAGUUUGUGCUAUGCCAGCAAUCAAGCAGAUACCUACAUCAGUCCUCUGGGGAUAUUUCGCUUACAUGGCCAUGGACAGUCUCCUUGGGAACCAAUUCUGGGAAAGAAUGCUACUUCUCUUCAUUAUGCCCGGCAGGCGGUACAAAGUGUUUGAAGGGGUUCAUGCUUCUUUUGUGGAGUCGGUUCCAUUCAAAUACAUUGCUAUGUUUACAAUCUUCCAAUUGGUGUAUUUCCUAGUCUGUUUUGGUGUGACAUGGAUUCCAAUAGCUGGAAUUCUGUUCCCAUUACCAUUCUUCAUUCUCAUUUCCAUAAGGCAGCACAUCCUUCCCAAGCUGUUUAAUCCACAUCAUCUGCAAGAACUGGAUGCAGCCGAAUACGAGGAAAUCACCAGUGCCCCACGACGCUCUCUCAGCCUUUCUUUCAAGGAAAAAGAAGCUGCUGGUCUAGGAAAUGAGGAAGGGGAAGUGGAAGUGUGUGAUGCUGAGAUGUUAGAUGAGCUAACUACCAGCAGAGGGGAGUUCAAAGUUAGGACUGUAAGCUUCCACGAGGACAAUCGCGGUCACGUUUACCCUGAGGAAAUCGUCCAACAGGAGUAAGAGAUGAAUUGCGUGGCACGUACUCAGAGAAAGUGAAUUAAUGAUGACGAUAGAUGAUAGUUAUACAGUCAUUUUCUGCUUGUAAGAGAACUUGUAGAAUGUAAAUAGCAUGGAAAAUGGACAAAUAGAGUUUGAAGCCAAUCACCAGUGUUCAUGAUAUCGAUUCUAAGAUAAACACCCUCUGCUUGGACUUG